Molecule: messenger RNA, 663 nt
Organism: Balearica regulorum gibbericeps (East African grey crowned-crane)
Lineage: Eukaryota; Metazoa; Chordata; Aves; Gruiformes; Gruidae
Source: RefSeq, a predicted model, not a curated record
AGCUCCUUCGUUUCUACAAAGUUUUAUCCCAGCAGUAUGCCUCUCAGUUCCUGGUGAGGAAACGUCGAGCAAAUUCUUUUAUGGAAGAAAGUAAGAAGGGAAAUCUAGAAAGAGAAUGCAUUGAAGAAUUAUGCAAUAAGGAAGAAGCCAGGGAAAUCUUUGAAAAUAAUCCUGAAACUGAGUAUUUUUAUCCCAAAUAUUUAAGCUGCCUUGCCUCCCAUCGAGCAGAGGUUUUCAGGGUUACUGCAGUUAUUCCAGAUUCUCCAGCCGACCUGAGGGCUUGUGUCAAUGAAAUUUCAAACCAGUGUAGCCCUCUGCCAUGCCAUAAAGAUGGAUAUAAGGAUUGCAUAGAUGGACAAGCCAAAUAUACAUGCGUCUGUAAACCAGGAUGGCAAGGAGAAAAAUGUGAAGAAGAUAUAAAUGAAUGCGAAGACUUAAAUGGAGGUUGUAGCCAACGCUGUUCUAAUUUACCUGGAAGCUACCGUUGUUUAUGUGAAGAUGGCUACUUCAUGCAUUCAAAUAAACGGGAUUGUGGAGAUAUAAAUGAAUGUGUGUUGCAUCCAAACAUCUGUGGGACAGCCAUCUGUAAGAACUCCCUGGGGAAGUACGAAUGUGAAUGUGCAGAAGGCUACAUCUAUAAUUCAACUUCCAAGAACUGCGAAG